CUUCGCGGUCGCCACCGGUACACACUAUCCUACUUACACCAGGGCCUAUUUUCGGGAUACCUCUGGAUAAUUCCAACAGGCUGCCUAGAAAGACACCACCAGAAAAAGCUGCUUUAGAAAAGGCUGAAAACGCACCGCCUUGCACUUCGCAGCAAAGCAAAUGCAAAUCCAGAUCCAGCGUCCGGGCCCCGUCUACAGAAGAAUCUAAUCCAGGAGCUCUGCCAGCUGACUUUCGGCCUGGCCGUUUAUCACCUUUAGAGAUUUUGCAUCGCAUUUUUCCUAACCAAAAGAAAACUGUCAUGGAACUUGUUCUUCAAGGGUGCAAUGGGGACUUGGUGAAAGCCAUCGAACACUUCCUUUCCGUAAAUGAUGCAAUGUUUCUACCCCAUCCACCAGUCACCUACGGCUAUUCACUUGCAACCCAGGAUGUGCCUUUUGCUCCACGACCUGUGCCUCGACUUACCUUAGGAUCAAUUAAGUCAGCUUUCACUCCUCUUGUACCUCCAGCAGCUCAUACAACAACAGCUUCUCGUACCACGGAAGAUUCAACUUUGUUUGGAUCUGUACCUAGAUUAUCAGAAUCUUCACUUUAUGUUCCAUAUUCAAUUGCACAAGCUUCUCAUUUGUUUUUACAGCCAUGCCCGACUGAUUGUCAACAAUGUAGACGAACGUUUGCACUUGUUUCUGAGACAGAAACCCAACUCAGGGCAACACCUGAUGAUCAACCACCACUCAAGGAGGCUUGUGGAAGGACACAUGAAGCCGUUGAUCUUUCUGAGAGAUCAUGGCAAACUGGCAGUCCUAGUGGUUGAAAGACUUCACAAAACUUUUACACUGUACAGACUUCAUUAGAUUCCUUGCUAUUUAUACGUAAUCCAGAACCAUCAAGAUGGAAAUCAAUGGCAACAUCUGAUUCAGACACCUAAAGGGUGAUUUCAUGAAAAGUGUUUCUGUCAAAAACAGCAUGCAUCUUAUUGUAGACAUGCGUAUUUAAAGAACAGCAGAACUAUGGUAAACAUGGAACCAUAGCAUUAUUAAUAGCAUUUUCAUGCACAAACUUGAAAGAUUUUCAGAAAUGUACAUUUCCUUAUACAAUUACACCUGUAAUCUAUAUAAUUGAUAGUAUACAGGAAUAGUCAA
Molecule: messenger RNA, 1140 nt
Organism: Stegodyphus dumicola
Lineage: Eukaryota; Metazoa; Arthropoda; Arachnida; Araneae; Eresidae
Product: doublesex- and mab-3-related transcription factor A2-like
Biological process (GO): regulation of transcription by RNA polymerase II; sex differentiation
Cellular component (GO): nucleus
Molecular function (GO): RNA polymerase II cis-regulatory region sequence-specific DNA binding; DNA-binding transcription factor activity, RNA polymerase II-specific; protein binding
Source: RefSeq, a predicted model, not a curated record